UUUUAGAACACACACAGCACAAUCCUUCCCUCCCCAUAUGGAAGAGAGCUCUGCCUACUCCUCCCAACCCCCUCUCAGUGAACACUGAGUCCACAGUACAAGCCUCAGAGACAAGCCUACAUACAGAAGAGCUCUGCCUCUACUCUGCUUCUAGCUAAGACUGAUCAAGAUGGCAAAAUCUUUCUGGAUUUACAUUGCAUUGAUCUCCUCCUUUUUCAUAUUAACUGUAGCCUCAAAGAAAGGGAAGGGUAAAAGUGGCGGAUGGGAUUCUAGAGGCAACCGAAAUCCAAGUUACCCAGGCAACACUGGAAGUAACUGGAACCCAAAUAACCCAGGCAAUACUGGAAGCAAUUGGAAACCCAACCAGCCAGGCAACCCUGGGAGCAAUUGGAAUCAAGGUGGCAGCUGGGGAAAUAAUUAUAAUCCAGGAGGGAGCAACUAUAAUAAGCAGUUUAAGCCUCCCAAAACCAAGACCAACAUGAAAAUGGUGGCUGGUGCAGCUGUUGCAGGAGCUGUUGGAGGUUUCGUGUUAGGAAAUGCAGUAAGCAACAUGAGGUACAGUUUUGACAAUGAUAUGGACCGUCGUUAUUACAACAGCUACCAAAAUCAAAUGCCCAAUCAAGUAUAUAGACCAUCGUACGUAGGCAAUCCACAUGUAACGGAAGACAGAUUUGUCACUGACUGCUACAACAUGACCAUGACCGAAUAUGUGAUGAAACCAAGCGAUGGGAAGAAUGGCUCAGACGUAGACCCAGCAGAAUACAGAGUUAAGAGCACCAUCGUCCGGCAGUUAUGUGUUAGCGAAUUCAAAAGGGGACCUGAAUAUUAUAAUGGCUCUGAGUUAAAUCUGCUUUUUAGCCCAAAGCUCAUCCUCUUCAUCACACUUUUUGUAUACUUUGUGGUGGAAUGAUGUGAGAAACGAAUGCGAGUGGAAAAGCAUUCUGUACAUAUAUAGAUGAAAUCAAUACAGAUGUCCUGCUCCACUGCCUAAACCAAUAUGUUUUCUUCUGAUUCCUUGUAUCACUGGACUGUAAUGGGACCCCCUUAUAACAUAUGCUGUGUCCUAUAUUAGUGUACAAAUUUCACAUCAGAGCUGUAUAAUAUUUUUUACAAAAAGCCGUUCGUCCAUUUUGCUUGGAUGCAGAUCUUAACCACCAUGUUAGUAAUGUGUAGUUUUUUUUAUUAUUUAUCAAAAACUGCCUUCAUUGUGUUUUUAGUUUUCUUUUAUUGUUUUUGUAUUUUUUUCAGCUUCAAUCACCCAGGCCCAUUUUUAUUGCAUGGUUAUAAUAUUAAUGUCUAAACAUCCACUGAUCUGAUUAGUAGACAUUGAGGCCAUAAUUACAUUGAGUUCCCUUAUUAUUGCUAUAGUUCUUUUAGUAGUUGCCUUGAGUCGUAUUAAUUUAAAAAAACAACAAAGCAAUAUCAGAAAAUCUCAGCAUCACAAAGGACGUAAAAGUAAAAGCAAGAUCAUUAAACUGAUGAACAAUAGGAGAACAGAAUGGAAAAUGCAACUCUAAUCAGUUGGAAAAUCUAUCCUGCAUCUUAACAUUUUGAGUUAAAUAUUUGGUCACAAAGAUUCCUAUCUACAGUUCCUGAGAUGAGUAGAUUAUCAGGGUUUUUAGAGAGGACCCCAACCCCUGACAAUAUCAUAAUCAUAAUGAUUGUCCAGGUCUUCAAUUAGGACCUCCCCAUUCCUGAAGAAUAUGAUAAUUGCUUGUCCAGGUCUUCAGUGAGAACCCCCUAACCACGGAGAAUAUGAGAAAAUUGCUUCUUCAAUGAGGACCACCCCCAACCCCUGAGAAUAGUAGCUUAUCCAGGUCUUCAGCAAGGAAACUCCACCUCUAAACCAAGAUUAUGGUAUUACAGUAUGUAAAAGGCACACUUAUAUUGCAGUUGUGUGCCUCAUCAAGUUUGUUGACCACAAUGGUUUCAUGGCUAAUCUCUUGGUAGGCAAUAGUUGACCUUCCCAAUUUCCUAUUGGGAGAUUGUAAAGAAAAUAGGGAUGUAUUUGACGGAUACAUUUUUUUUGUCUUUAUCUAGAACGAUACAAGUUUUAAUAUACAUUUAAUAAUAGAAAAGGUUUACCCUACUUCCCUGGAAAUCUUGUAUCUUUAGUGUAAUUUAAUACAUCUUUUACAUAUGUGGUGACCUAGGCCACGGAUAGGACCUUCUGUUAGUUUUUGUCUAGAAGAGCUUUGGUGUAACUAUUGCAGAAUGCCUUUUGAACUUUAAUGUUUACCCAUUACUUUCUAUAAAUUUAUAUAAUCAUCCAGAGCAGAGAUGUAAAGGAGUAAGGAAUCUCAGCAUGGUCUAAUAGUUCACAUUAAAGACUAGGACUAAAGCGGACAACGGGGCAGAUUUACUAAUCCUAUUUAACAGACAGUGUGACUCAGGCUGUAUGAUACAUAAGAUACAUCUUUACACAGUUUUGUCUAGCUCUGUCACCUUUUGGUUGGCUUACUUUAUGCCAAAAUGUUGUUGCAAUUUUGCCACAUGGUGUUGCAUCUUAAGUUACACCACUUUCCACUGAAACACCCCAUUAGUGCUAAAAAAAAAAACACCUCUUAUCGAACAAGGCCCAAAAAGUGUUUUAAAAGCUGCAUUUUGCUUAAUAAAGCUGCCUCAAUAUCCUGAAUUGAUGGCAUUUUAAAAUGUUUUAAAGCUAUAGUCUCACUUCCAUUAAUAAAUCAUGAAAACAUACUGGACAUCUGACAGGCUGCUUUGAUUUACUCCUUUCUUCACCUGGCUGUAUAUCCAUAUUUUUACUGUACCAAUAAGUAAAGCGCAGCUUGGCUUUCAAGGUGAAACAACUCCUAAAAUUGUUGCACAUUGUUGUAUAUUCACUAAAAUUGAUAUACAGUUUAACAAAAUCGCACUGACUUUGCUAAUGCAUUCCAAUAAAGAGUUAGGGCUUUGUAAAAAGAAACUACAAUAAGGUUUACUGACGAUUCUGGGCCAUGGAGUUAGUCUGACUCUACUUAAACGUUGCUGGCAGGGUACUUCAUUGCUACCUUUUGUAAUAUUUUGUAAGACACUGCUAUUUCUAAAAUAAAAAAUUGGUUCCAAAAAUCUGUAUAGAUGAAUUACACUACAUUAUCUAUAUAGGCAGUCAAGAUUUUGCAUGAUUCAUAUAUGUAUCCAGAGUGUGAGCUCAAUACUGCCAAUAUCAUGCAGGAACAAGAGUACGGCCACAUGAUCAGGUUUCUGCAUGCAGUUUUGGAAGACAAUCAGCAGAGGAUCAUAAUAGUAAAGAAAGUCUAAUACAACUUCUCUGUUUUUUAAUUCACUUCUGGUUUUAGCUUCCAAAACUGCAUGCAGGAACUUGAUCGUGUAGCUGUUCUUCUCUCUGCAUUUGCAGAUAUAGAUAUAUUCUUUUAGCAUUGGGCCGAAUGCGACAGAAGUUCACAGGAGCAUGAGAGGUUAUUCCAUCCGCUUGCACAGUAUUGAAAGUAGUCAGACCACAUCUUGUAUCUGUUAUACAUUAAGCACACAUGCAGCAUGGUUGCAGUGCAGUUAACGUAUGUGCUUGCCUGUGGAUUGUACAGCAUCAGAGUGGGUAUUUAUAUUGGCAUUUGCUUCUGUGUUGUUUUUCAUGUUUAUAACAAUGUAUUGAACUGUGUUCUUGUAUCCUCAGUGAACAUCGCCCAUGAUAUACAUGCUACAUUCUGUUUUGCACGUUGUAUGGUACAAUUUCUAAUAAACCACUAUGGAUUAUACAGGCA
This is a messenger RNA of Bufo bufo (common toad), 3722 nucleotides long. RefSeq names its product prion protein (gene PRNP). The record is from RefSeq and is a predicted model, not a curated record. Gene Ontology annotation, cellular component: membrane. The coding region runs from base 170 to 910 and encodes 246 amino acids. The transcript is spliced from 2 exons. NCBI's taxonomy places the organism in Eukaryota, Metazoa, Chordata, Amphibia, Anura, Bufonidae. Gene Ontology annotation, biological process: protein homooligomerization.